Molecule: messenger RNA, 1093 nt
Organism: Schistocerca gregaria
Lineage: Eukaryota; Metazoa; Arthropoda; Insecta; Orthoptera; Acrididae
Product: ATPase ASNA1 homolog
Exons: 4
Coding region: 20-1054 (344 amino acids)
Biological process (GO): post-translational protein targeting to endoplasmic reticulum membrane
Cellular component (GO): GET complex
Molecular function (GO): ATP binding; ATP hydrolysis activity
Source: RefSeq, a predicted model, not a curated record
CUUUAAGUUAUCGCGCAAAAUGGACGCUCUGCUCCAAGAAGUAGCAGAAGAGCUGGACGUCCUGCCAUCUACCAUUCAGAACAUUCUGGACAAAAAAUCGCUCAAAUGGGUCUUCAUAGGUGGAAAGGGUGGAGUAGGCAAGACGACUUGCUCUAGCACCAUCGCCGUUUUGCUCAGCCGAGUUCGAGAAAGCGUCUUGAUCAUAUCCACAGACCCCGCACACAACCUGAGUGAUGCCUUUGGACAGCAGUUUACGGGAAAGCCCACUCUGGUCAAAGGUUUCGAAAACUUGUUUGCUAUGGAAAUCGACCCCACGUUCGAAGAAGAUACGGUUCCGGAUGUCUUGAAGCAAGACUCCAGCAUGCUGAACACGCUAAAAGACCUGAUUCUCUCGCUUCCCGGAAUAGAUGAGGCCAUGAGCUUCGCCGAAGUCAUGAGACAAGUCCAAAAGCUACAAUUCGACGUGGUGGUCUUCGAUACGGCUCCAACGGGACACACUUUGAGAUUGCUGAGCUUUCCUGCUACGAUGGAUAAGGCGCUGUCCCAAAUGGCAAACAUGAAACAUAAAUUCUCCAACGUGUUCAACCAAUUCUCCUCCAUGUUCAGAGGGAACCAAAACGCAGAACAAAUGGAAGAAAAGCUAGAAUCAACGAGACACAUCAUAGAAGAAGUCCACAAACAGUUCAAGAAUUCAGACCUUACAACUUUUGUGUGUGUCUGCAUCCCGGAAUUUCUAUCUUUGUAUGAAACCGAGCGCCUCGUCCAAGAGCUCAUCAAGUUCGAAAUGGAUGUUUGCAACAUCAUCAUUAAUCAAGUAUUGUUUUCAGAAAAAGAGACGGGCUGCAAGCUUUGCGAGGCGCGAACAAAAAUGCAGGCCAAGUAUAUAAAUCAGAUAGAGGCGCUGUACCAAGAUUUUCACGUCAUCAAAUUGCCUCUGCUAAAGGGUGAAAUUCGAGGUGUGAAUGGAGAGUACGGGCUCAUCAACUUUGGAAAUUACAUGCUCCACCCUUACGAGGACGAAUGGAAUUUAAAGAACAAUGUUGUAGAGCAAUAAUACAUUUGCUCUAAAAAUAAACAUUCACCCUCGCGAAUA